Messenger RNA from Saccostrea cuccullata (small rock oyster), 1375 nucleotides. Its product is annotated as WD repeat-containing protein 27-like. The annotation marks the transcript as partial. Gene Ontology annotation, molecular function: protein binding. The transcript has 8 exons. Lineage: Eukaryota; Metazoa; Mollusca; Bivalvia; Ostreida; Ostreidae. The record is from RefSeq and is a predicted model, not a curated record.
GACCUGUCUAGAGAUUGUAAACAAACUUUCACGCCAUGAAAAAGGGUUCUUUGUUUUUUCCUUCUCGUUAUGUCAGUUCACACUGUCUUGUCACCUCCUUUGAAAAUUUAAUGUGAAAGAGUGUUAAAUUUUUCUUUGACACGACAAAAAUUGUGAGAGAACAAGAAAUCGGCUCGCCAACUGUGGAUAGAAUUUCCUCUGUUGUAGUUCUUCAAACCGGUCUUGAUCAAUAUGAUUAUUUUCAACCACAAAAGAAAUAUUCAUGAAUAAAUUAUGAAGACAAUUUUAUGCCAGUAAAUGAAAAUGGAGUAUGUAGAAUGUAUGAAAACUGGGUACAACCCUGCCCAUGUUCAAGUGGCUUGUGAUGGAACGUUCAUAGGACUGCCAUUGACAAGAACAACAGUGGGUGUUUGGAAUGUACAAGAUCCCUCUGCUCAGCCAUUGAAACUUGAAGGACACAGGAAGAUUCUUACCAGUUUAGUGCUGGGGAAUGUUUCAAAACCCAAAAGACUGUGUACUGCAGCAGAAGACUACUUGAUUGUGUGGAACAUUCAUCAGGCUCAGGAGAAGGCAGCGAAGGAUGAGCAGAUAAAAGGCGUGAUUAUAGGUACAACACUUGGGUACAUACAACACUGUGCAUUCAGUCCUGAUGAUUCCCUGGUAGCAGCUUGCAAUAAUAACGAUGUUCUAAUUCUACGUUCUGAAAAAUCAGAGGUAAUAGCUGCACUAGAGGGCCACAUGAAUCGAGUCACUUGUGCUGAAUUUUGUCCUCAUUACUCAUCAACUCUAGUCACAAUAUCUGAAGACAGAACAUUCAAGGUCUGGAACAUAGCAGACCUAUCACUGGUCUACCAGUCCACCAUUAUCACUGCCUCCCCAUUCAUCAGCAUGACCAUGAACUUUCACCUACCCCAGGUUGCCAUAGGAACGGCGGAUGGGAUUGUGAGAGUAUUUGACUUGUCUGAUGGAAAAGAUUUUCGAUGUGUUCAUCAAAUUAACAUUGGAAAAAUAAUGGAUAAAUAUCGCCUCAAUAAAGAGCAAGCACUGCCAACACCAAGAUCUUCAAAAGAUGGUCCAGUAACUAUCAGUAGUAAGCCGUCCUAUCAGAGACGAGGAGACGGGGGAGAGCCGAGGGAGGAAGUGUCCGCACAGGACGUGGCAGAGACAGGAUGUGCUGUUCUCGGUCUCUACUUCUCCUGGGUCCCACAGGAUGACAGAGGAAGUUCGGCUCGAUCUGUUGGCUUCCUUCAGAGAGCUAAUACCAUGAUCAGAGACCUCUUCAGUGCUUCUCCCAUGUUGGUGGUUGGUACAACAGGAGCACUUCUUCAAGUAAAUGCCAAGACAAUGGAAGUUAUCCAAUACUUUGAUUUACAAG